AUGGCACCAAUAAUAUUAUUACCACCAGCUCUAUUCCACUCGUAUAAGCAUGGUCUUGGUCAGAAACCAAUAAUGACUUCCCAACAUAAUUCAAGAGGCAGACGGAACAACUGUGACUUUACCAUACCUCACCAAAAUGCGAACCAGGACACAAACCGCCCGUUCUCUAAAAACCACUCACAACCAGAAACAACCAAGCCUCCCUUGAAACGGUUCACACAUCAUAAAUCACAGUCAUUGACAAAAUUAAACGGUUCUGCGAGCAACAACGAAUCGUCGCAGGUGCCAAUGCGCAGGUCAAUGUCACAGCAGCCAAAGCCAAGGAACGAAUUCGUUGCCAUACUCGAUAAGACUCACAAGACGGAGAGAGACGUUAGGGCUUCGCUUACCAAAUUGAGAGGGUUGAUAUUGACCGAGGGAUUGCCUGACGAGCAUUUUCCAAAAUCAGACCAAUCUCUCCAGACCAACCUUCGAUCAACUUCCCUACGCUCUCGAGUUUGGAAACACUUUUUAGGUGUAUAUCAUAUCUCCGCCAAGGAAUACAUACGAUUGAUAAAGAAGGGAAAGUCGGCCGUGUAUAGCAAAGUUAGAAACGAUACGUUCAGGACGUUGACCACAAACAAGGCAUUCAAAGAAAGAGUUAAUGACGAUAUGCUUAGUCGAGUUUUGAAUGCGUUCACAUGGAAAAUGCACUUGUCUGGAAAUGAUAAUAUUACAUACGUGCAAGGGAUGAACGUACUCGUGGCCCCUUUUCUGUUUACAAUGUCGGAAAUCGAUGCGUUUUUCUCAUUUGCGACAUUCAUCGAAAUGUGUUGUCCUCUCUACGUAAAUUCUACAGUUCAGGGAGUCCAUUGUGGACUUGAGUUACUUGAUCAGUGUCUCCAGAUUGUCGAACCAACGCUUUUCAGGCAUCUCAAGUCAAAAAACCUUUCUGCCAAAAUUUAUGCGUUGCCAUCUGUUCUGACAUUCUGUGCAUGUACGCCGCCUUUGGAAGAAGUACUCAAACUGUGGGAUUUCUUAUUUGCAUACGGUGUGCAUCUCAACAUUCUUUGUGUAAUCGCACAGCUUAUUCUAAUGAAGGACGAACUAUUAAAGUCUCAAAGUCCCAUGAAACUACUCAGAACAAUGCCUGAUUUAAAGGCAAAGCCCGUCAUUGACCUGACGGUGGAAUUGGUUCACAAGAUACCGGAUGAUCUUUAUGAUAGACUUGUGCGGCAUCCAUUUGAUGCUGAAGUGGCUGCUUCAAUAUUGCGCGGCGCAAGAUAA
This is a messenger RNA of Paraglomus occultum, 1266 nucleotides long. The record is from the annotation of a GenBank genome assembly. Lineage: Eukaryota; Fungi; Glomeromycota; Glomeromycetes; Paraglomerales; Paraglomeraceae.